This is a messenger RNA of Cooperia oncophora, 629 nucleotides long. The record is from the annotation of a GenBank genome assembly. NCBI's taxonomy places the organism in Eukaryota, Metazoa, Nematoda, Chromadorea, Rhabditida, Trichostrongylidae.
AUCUGGCUAGUUUCAGCAUAUCUAGACUUCAUGAAGUGGUUGCUAAUCGACGGCGAACAAAAAUUCCUAAACGGUUUUCAAGUUUUUCAAGUACUCCUUGCCCACUGGAAGAUGCUGGUCAAAAGAAGCUUCAUGCUGCCUUGAAAGAUUUUGUAAAAGAGCCUUUAGCCGAUGGAAAGUGGAAGCAUGCAUUCAAAUGCCUCUCGGCAAAAGGUGCAAAUGCUGAUGGUUUCCUCUCAAAAGAUGAACAAACCGUCAUCCUUCGUUUCCUACCGUCGCAGUCCUUUAGCUCAAAAGAGCUGAAGAACAUAUGUGAAGUGCUCAGGAGGACGAGCGUGUUCGGCUUAAGCCUGGUUCGCUCAGCCAUAGAGUCAACUGAUCCGCUUUCUGAACAGUGCCUUGCAGUCUUUUUGAAUUUUGUAGCCAGUGGAUCAUCUGAGGAAAAUACGAAAGAAGGUAAUGACCACUUGUUGGCAUGCCUUCUGACUCGCCACUUUGAUCCCCGUCGAAUGGCGGAAGCUGCUGCGCGGACGAUAACCACUCAAAAUGCCUCAAUACUUAUGCAGAAAUGUAUGAGUUUGUACGUUUCACCUUCACAGGGCGAUGUUGCUGAGGAGGCUUAUCGCUGA